Molecule: messenger RNA, 1252 nt
Organism: Phaedon cochleariae (mustard beetle)
Lineage: Eukaryota; Metazoa; Arthropoda; Insecta; Coleoptera; Chrysomelidae
Source: the annotation of a GenBank genome assembly
AUGUUUUCUCUCAGUGUAGUCUGGCAAAUUGCGCUAUUUUGUAGAAACUCGUUUUUCCCUACGUACUGUUUGUACGUACUGUUUUGUGGCAUAUCCGAUAUCAUAUAUUCAUCCCACAAACCUCAUCUGUUGCCGCCAAAACUCAGCCGCCCCCAUUUUGUUCCAGGUGGAGCCGGGGGACUGCUUCUAGACACAGGCUGCGGCCCCUCCUUCCUCCCAUUACCGACGCCGGUCCUGGACCAAGUGGCCGCCGGCAACAAAGAACCUGGAGUCACCACCCUCAAGCUCCCGGAGACCUUCCAAAGGCCGUCGGACCCCUCGGUCCGCGACCUUGACCUCGAGGUCUGCUUCGUCUGCAAGAAGUGCCGACUGGCCUUCACCGGGGAAUCCCCGCUGCUCAUCCACCAGCGGCAGUGCUACGCAGGCGACCAAGCCAGCAGAGGAGCCUUCCGGAUCGUCCAAGCAGGCUACGAGUGCCGCAGCUGCAGCAGCGAGCGCUUCAAGAGCUUCCUGGAGCUCAAGAAGCACUGCGACAGCGAGGCGCACUUCAAAGCCACAGGUGGGACAGGCAACAAGUUGACUUUCCUGCCGCCGCCUAGUGAGUCUCCCCUGAGCCACGAGAUGGAAGACGUGGUCAACCAGAUCACGUUGCUUGCCGCUCAGGCUCAGGUGGACUCAGGGAGCGGGUUCUGCCAGCCGGAGCCUAAGCGGAGGUUCUUGACGCCCGCAGACGUUGCUCAACCUUUAGCUACCGGACAUUGAACCUCUACCAAGACGAAGCGCUCAGCUACGUUACACUGUCUCCUUGGCCUCUCUAGAGGCACCUAUGUGCAAUAAUACUCCCCAGUUUCUUUAUAGAUUCAUGGUAUGAUGGUGUAUUGUAGCUGGGUGGGAGUAUAUCGGAGAUUAUCGCGGGGGCUGGAAGUCUUCUUGAAGGGGUUGAAAGUCUCCUGGAGGAGGCUAGUGGUCCUCUAGGCUAGCAAAGGAACUCGAACUUUCGAUUUCCAAGUCCUACGUGUGGUGUUGGGGCUAGUGGUAUAACGUGGGGGUUUUGAGGAAAGUUUGUGUGGGUGUCAUGUCUUUUUUUGGUUUAGUGUGAAGAAUCUGCAGGGUUCCAAUUCGUGUGGAAGUCAAGGUUCCAAGUGGCUUCAAGAGAAGGUGAGUACCAACCUUAUGAUGUUGAAGAAUCUAUAGUUGGUCAAUAUUAAGGGAGCUUGUGACAAACAUUCUUCAGGUCAAGUAUAGAUGAUGA